GUGUCCGUGGGGGUGCACGGUAAUGUACGAAGAUGGCCGAUAGGAGAUUGAUGUUGAUGAGCUGGGGGGGAGACGAUGACGAUCAAUUCUUCGAGUCGUUCGAUCGGAUGUCCUCUGUCAUGGCCAUGGACAUGGCUUCCUCUGGUUCCGACGAUGAUGAAGACUACGACGACAGCCGCAUGUCCUUUGCGUCCUGUUACUCAGCCCCACCAGCGGAAUUUCGUGGCCUCAUCACCGCAGCGGCGCCACCGGCCUUAUCAACAUCAACAACAACAACAACAACAUCCGUCGCUACAAUGUUCGAUGACUAUAACAUCUGGAUGGCCGAACCAGGGUCCAUUGAGGAGCGGCGCAAGAAGCUUCUUAAAGGCAUGGGCUUGGCCGGUGCUGCUUCUAUAAAAGCCCCCUCUAUAAAAGCCAUCUCAUCUCUACGUGCGCGCACAAUCAAGGUCUCCUCAAAAAGGGAAGAACAAGAACUAAUAAAGCAUUUGAAGCAAUCAGAACAUCCACCACUACCAGCCUCCUCUCCUCCAUCGGCUCCCACUUUGAUUGUUCGAUCAGCAUCAGAUGGAUCCAUGUCAUCUUCCUCCUUGAUUGUCCAACAAAGAAUGAAAGAUCUUCUUGGCGUUUCAUCGAAGCGUCAUCUUCUCCGAACAGCUUCAGGGUUUGACCGAAACCCUAACCUCUCUGCUCUGAAAGGGGAAGGUGGUGGGUUUGUUCUGAUAAAGAAUCUAAAGAGCGGUAAGGAGUUCAUCGUCGUCAACGCCGACGACGACGGAAUGUGGAACAGAGUCAGUGAUCUUCAAACAGGGAAAGAGUUAACCCGAGAGGAAUUCGAGAAGAGCGAAGGGUAUUCCCCAAAUGUGUUGAAAGAUUUCGGUGUCGCAGUCAGGAAAGUGAGCAUAAAUCUAACGAACCUGAAUCCCAUCAUUGGGAAGAGCUUGAAAUAUAGCAAGAGAAGAGGAGCGGCAUGGUUGAAGAACAUGGCAAACUCGGUGACCGGACUGAUAGGCGACAAGGAGAAUUGGAAUAAGGAUAGUUCUCCAUUAAUGGAGCAACCAUCACAAUCAUGGACCAAAGUGCAUCAACAUGGGAAAUCCUGUAAGGAGUUCACGGGAUUAUACAUGUCUCAAGAAAUUCAAGCUCAUCAGGGUUCGAUUUGGACCAUUAAGUUCAGUUUUGAUACACGUUACCUUGCGAGCGCAGGAGAAGAUCGCGUGAUUCAUAUAUGGGAAGUGAUUGAAUGUGAUGCGAUAUCGUCGGCGGUGGCGGCAGCGGUGGCCGCGGCAAAGUCGCCGGAGGAAGGGAGUACUUCCGUUUCUAGUUCCAGUUCCAGUUCCACACCAAUCCAUCCCAUGGCAGGUGCGAUUGUGACCAACCAGCCACUUGAAGAGGGUCAAGUGAUUCCAUUGGAGAAGAAGAGGAAAGGGAAGAUGCCGUCCAACGGCAAAAAAGGUUUGAUUCAAGAUCAUUUGAUGAUGUCGGACAGUGUCUUCUCCUUGUCGGAGAAGCCCAUUUGCUCUUUAGAAGGUCAUCUAGAUGAUGUUUUGGACCUCUCUUGGUCCAUAUCUCAGCAAUUACUUUCUUCAUCAAUGGACAAAACUGUUAGGCUAUGGGACAUGGAAAGCAAGACUUGUUUAAGGGUGUUUGCUCACAAUGACUACGUUACUUGUACACAAUUUAACCCAGUAGACGAUAGAUACUUCAUUAGUGGUUCAUUAGAUGGAAAGGUCAGAUUAUGGAAUAUACCAGAUCGGCAAGUUGUGGACUGGACAGAUAUUCAUGAAAUGGUCACUGCUACUUGCUACACUCCUAAUGGACAGGGUGCAUUAGUUGGUUCACAUAAAGGGAGUUGCCGUUUAUACAACACAACUGAAUAUAAACUAGAUCAAAAAGGUCAAAUAGAUGUCCAACCCAAAAAGAAGUCUAAUGGAAAAAAGAUUACUGGCUUUGAGUUUGCCCCAAAUAAUCCAUCUGAGGUGCUGGUAACUUCCGCCGAUUCACGAAUCCGGAUAUUUGAUGGUUCUGAUAUCAUUCACAAAUUUAUAGGCUUUCGUAAUACAAGUAGUCAAAUAUCAGCAUCAUUCACCGCAGAUGGAAAAUAUAUUGUAAGCGCAAGUGAAGAUUCUCAAAUAUAUGUAUGGAAGCGUGAUGAGAUAAAAAAUAUAGGUGGUGGAAAAGCCAAAGGUUUGACUACUACUCGGUCUUAUGAGCAAUUCUACUGCAAAGAUGUUUCUGUUGCAAUUGCAUGGCCUGGUUGUACUAAGUAUGAACCACCGAUGGUGCCAUUGCAAUCAAAGAGACAAUCAAAGCGUUCAUUUUUGCCACCUCUUCCACCUAUUGGGGCUUCAAAUUUAAACCUUGAAGAUGCAUUCAUGAACAAUAGCAAUAGAAAAAAUCUCCCACCUCUUCCAAGGAAGAAUAACAUAGUGGAGAUGUCAGACUCGAGAAUCAGCAAUAAAGCGACACAUUUUAGGUCGGACUCGGACAUCAGUGAGAGUGCCUCAUUCACUUUAGCUUCAAGUUCUUUGAAGUAUGGGGAUUCACCUUCUAAUUCUGCUUUAGGCAAUUCUUCAUCUUGGUCAUCUUUUGAAGGUGGCAAUAGCAAUGGGCCUAAUAAUUGCAUUCAAGCAACAGCAUGGGGUCUUGUGGUGGUAGCAGCAGGGUUGGAUGGAGAACUCAAAAUUUAUCAAAACUUUGGGCUGCCAGUUCGGUUAAGUCGCUAAACCAAUCUCUUUAGAGAAC
This is a messenger RNA of Telopea speciosissima, 2745 nucleotides long. Its product is annotated as WD repeat-containing protein 44-like. NCBI's taxonomy places the organism in Eukaryota, Viridiplantae, Streptophyta, Magnoliopsida, Proteales, Proteaceae. Gene Ontology annotation, molecular function: protein binding. The record is from RefSeq and is a predicted model, not a curated record. The coding region runs from base 33 to 2726 and encodes 897 amino acids. The transcript is spliced from 7 exons.